This is a messenger RNA of Danio rerio (zebrafish), 1536 nucleotides long. Lineage: Eukaryota; Metazoa; Chordata; Actinopteri; Cypriniformes; Danionidae. The record is from RefSeq and is a predicted model, not a curated record.
AUGACUGAGAGCAGAACAAACACAAUCUUCAUCAUCAUCAUCAUCAUCAUCACAGCAGACUCAACUACAGCUAUGAUCAACAUCUGCAUCUGCAUCUGGACUCUGACACUGCUCGCUCGAGAGUGUCGAGGACAGAUCACUGUUACCCAGAGUCCAUCAGUAACAGCUCAAGCUGGACAAGCCGUCUCUAUAACCUGCAAAACCAGCACUGCAGUGUGGAAUGGUAAUCAUUUAGCCUGGUAUCAGCAGAAACCUGGAGAAGCUCCUAAACUCCUGAUUUAUUAUGCAACAACCCGUUACUCAAACACUCCAUCUAGAUUCAGUGGCGGUGGAUCCAGAACUGAUUUUACUCUGAGCAUCAGUGGAGUCCAGACUGAAGAUGCUGGAGAUUAUUACUGUCAGAGUUUCCACUAUCCGGGCACACUGUGGUACACAUUCGGUGGAGGAACCAAACUGCUGAUCUCAACUGGUUCCCCAGUGAAGCCCUCAGUGUCUCUGCUCGGCUCCUCUUCUCUGCAGAGCUCUGGAGACUCGGCCGCUCUGCUCUGCCUGCUCAGCUCUUACUCUCCACCGGGGGCGAAGGUGAGCUGGACACGGGACGGCUCUGAGCUCAGCGAGGGGUUCCUGACCAGUGCAGAGAGCCAGCAGGACGGCCGCUACAGCUGCACCAGCGUCCUGAAGCUCAAGAGAGAAGAAUGGGAGAAGCGAGAGCGCUACGCCUGCAGAGUCACUCAUGCUGGAGGUGAUCAGGAGAUCCCGUUCCCCAAGUGCUGAUCUGUGUAUGUGUGUGUGUGUGUGUGUUUCAAUAAAGCCUGUUGUUCUUCUGCUCCACACGUGUCUGACAGCAUCCUUCACUCACUCAUGCAGAUCUGCUCGGUCUCCACUGGAGAAUCAGCACACGUUCACACUGCUGGAGUCAAUGACUCUGAGUUGUCGCAGCUUCUUCAUUCGUGUGUUUUUCCUCAAAGUCUCGUUUCACUUUGCUUCACACUAGAACAUUCCAGCAGUCCUGACUGUGCUCCAGAAAGAAAUGGCAUUGACACAGAGUCCAGAUGGAGUUGAGUAUUGAGCCGCUGAAUAUAUCUGCUCCUCUAGAAAACUCUCUGCUUGACCCUGAGAUCAGAGGAGAGUCUUGCUGUGGAGCGACCUGAUCAAGUCCUGUCGUCUGCUGCAGCUACAUUCACAAAUGAGCCUCAGAUUAGAGUUUGGACUCGGCUGAAGAUCAAAAAUGUCUUUGAAUAUGAAUAAAUGUCGCUUCUGAACACAAAUACAUGGACUCACAGGGGAAAUGCAGUGUUUGUAGAGCAGCAGUGCCGUGCUGAAUGCUGAAUAACGCCUCAUUAGAGUUAGUGAGGCAGUGGUUGGGUUUAGGUAUUGAUCAGGGAUGUGGAAUAAGAUCAUACUUUAUAACUGAUGAACAGUUAAUAUCAGUUCAUAUCUUCAUCAUAGGCAGCUGAUGAGCCGCUAGUUAAUAUCCUGAAUUGUGCCUUUAAUUAAAGUGUUGCCAGAAUAUUGAUUAAAGUGUAACUGGAGCAA